Molecule: messenger RNA, 4164 nt
Organism: Branchiostoma belcheri (Belcher's lancelet)
Lineage: Eukaryota; Metazoa; Chordata; Leptocardii; Amphioxiformes; Branchiostomatidae
Product: nostrin-like
Exons: 17
Coding region: 154-1908 (584 amino acids)
Biological process (GO): signal transduction
Cellular component (GO): cytoplasm; plasma membrane
Molecular function (GO): protein binding
Source: RefSeq, a predicted model, not a curated record
ACGGGAUUAAUUUUCAAAAUGGCGCCUCGACUUUUUACUUUUUGAACGUCGCUCUGUGGACUUUCGACAAAUAUUUCCCGAAGAAAGAAGUGCCUGUAGUGAAAACCUCCCAAGACAGCACCGUAAGACGUCUCAUGGUAGGCAGAACCGACCAUGCCACAAUUCAAAGACGCCUUCAUGGGCCAUUUUGGCUAUGAUGAACUGAAGAGACACAUGAGACAAGCCAAGGAGUUCUGCAAUGAGAUAGGAGCAGUGCUGCAUGAAAGGGCUGAGUUGGAACAGGCGUAUGCCAAAGGCUUGAGUAAGCUGUCCACCAAACUUGCCAAGGCAGUCAACACCACAGGCGGAACUCUGAUGACAACAUGGACGUGUGUGGCCACAGAAAUGGAGCUGGAGGCAGAGAUGCACAGAAAUCUGUCAUCAGCCCUAAACGAGGAUGCCUGGAAACCCCUGAAAAGUUUCAUAGAAGCCCAGUCAAAAACUAGAAAACCUAUGGAAACAACUGUAGAAAAAGUCACCAAAUCUUUGGGAGAGAGAAUAGCAGAACAAAACAAGAUGAAGGUGACGACAUACCUCCAUGCUCGUGAGAUGGAGAGACUACAGGAACAGUUGGACGACGUCAACAGUGGCAAGGGGAGGGUCUUCUCAGAGAAAGAAAUAUCCAAGUUGCAUAAAAAGAAGAAGAAGGCAGAAGACAACCAGCAGAAGAGUGAGACGGAGUAUCUGGACCUGGUGGUGAAGGCAGAACGUUCCCGUCACGACUGGGAGGCCUCGGCGUAUAAGUGCUGUGCUCUGAUGCAGAACCUGGAGGAGGAGAGGAUCAAGUUCAUGCACGAACUUCUCAACAAGUACAACUCUUUCCUCUCAGAUAUCGGGCCCAAGAUGGCACAGAGUUGUAACAGACUGGGAGAGUCUGUGUUAUGUGUGGACAUCAGUGGUGACAUUGCUCACAUGAUAGAACACUACAAGACUGUGGACUAUGUACCUGAACAGUUACUGUACGACUGCUAUGAAGAGGACACCACCAACACAAUAAACACAGACAGAAGAAAAUCUGCCCUUCUCAGGAAGUUACACAGACUUGGCACCGAGAUAGAUCGGGAAAAAAAGUCAAGAGAAGGUACUACAUGUAAUCAUGCUCCUCCUAAAAGGAAAUUGUUCUUUGCCUUUUUCAGAGGUGUUCAGCACCUACACCAGGUGUACAGUGACAGACCAGGGUUUGCAGACUCCGAGGCCAAAGGAGAGGUCCAUCAGCAGUUGUUACAUUUGAAUGCCAUGAUAGACCUGCUCUCGGUCAGUCAGUACAAGCUGCAGUGCACACUUGCGCUGCUAGAGGGCCACAAUAAACCAGAGCAUCCCCUCAGCCAGUACAUAGAACAACAUAGGGACAAACAGUAUGUGGGGACUGCCAAUGUACACCUGAAGCGACUUCGACGCCAUUCUACAGGAAGCAUGCUGCUACGGAGCGAUAGCGUGUUAUUUCAGGGGAUUAUGCACAGCACACUAAGGAUCCCGACAGUUAUCACCCUGGGAGCAACAGGUGGCCCCCCACAGUCCAGUGGACCUGCCCACAGACAUGCCACAUUAAUGCCCCAGGGUAACUCUGUACCCAUGAGGUCUGAACCAACCAGGAUGGAGACUAACUCUGUAGACUCAACUUAUGAUGGCUACUCGGACACAGAGUUUGAUGAUGGUCCCCCUGAAGUGCUAUGCCAGUGUAAAGCACAGUUUGCCUUCACCAGUAAUGAGAAAGAUGAGAUAUCCAUACAACCAGGAGACAUCAUUAAUGUACAUGAGAAGCUUGAAGACGGCUGGUGGUGUGGAGAGUUGAGAGGACACACUGGGUACUUCCCGGCUUCUUACGUAGAAGAACUUCCAACAAGGCACGCCAGCUCCUCAGAAGUCUGACUCACAACUUUUGCAACACUUGGCAACUGGUGUUGGAUAACAUAAUGUUACAAUUUUAUAGUAGGAUGGAUUUAUACUCCUGUAUGAUUUCUAUGUACGGUUAUGUUCACAGUUUUUUUUUUUUUACUGUCACUUCUGUAACAUGAACUUGUCACUCUGUUACCAUAAAGACAAAGUGAAUUACAGUACUUCAGCAUUUGGAUUAAAGAACUGUUAGGAAACAUGUAUAGUCCCUUUUGUGCUACACUAAAACUAAUGGUUAGAGUAGCUUCAAUUUCUCGUAGUUUUUUUUUUUUUAAAGGACAGCUGCCAGUGUGAUGACAUGUACCUCAUAUCAUUUAUCGUAAUUACAAAAAUCAGUCUUCUCACCUUCUUCAAAUACACGUUUUGUUAUUGAAUGAAUUAACAAUUAGAUAAAGGAAAGAGAUAAGACAAGGUGGCAAGAAAAAGAGCUAGCUGUAAUAUACCUACAUGUAUUUUAUUUUACAUUGUAUGGAUGGGUCAGUCUUUUGAUCAGUUACUUUUAAAUUCCAACAUAUCUGUAUAUACUGAUUUAUGAAUUGUUUGCUUUGUGUACUGAUAUGUAUUGUGAUUUUUUAAAAUUUGUGUGGAAACUAACUUAAUUUGGGACAACGGGUGAUUUUAGGUAAUUUGCAUGUUGUGUAUAAGUCUUACUGCGUGCUUGUUUUGGGGUACUAAUUGAGCAAAGUCAAGAUAUCAUGGUAGUAGAUGUCUUAUACUGUGCAAUUAUGUAUUAUAAUUCCAAUGUUUGAUGAAAGAAGUUUAAAAGGGAUUAUGUUUUCAGGUUUUUACCUUGAUUUCCAAUGGGCUUUGAGAAUACCAACAGGAAAAUUGUUAUUAACCUUAUUUUAGAGCCUCACUCUUUGUCUCUUGAAUGUUUCCAAAGAGGCAUUUACAUGUAUAUCUGUAAUACAUGGGGUGUUGGAAAUUUUAUUUUGCAUCUGACCUGAAACUGCCAUUUCCUUCCUCAGUGGAACAAUUUUGCUGCAUUUAAUAAUUGUACAUACUGAAUCAAAUAUAAUGUUACUAACUGUAACUGUGGAAAUUUUCCAACCAUUUUCAGCUCUUGUUGAUUUGUGUAAGAUGCACAAUGUAUAUCACUCAAUUAUUUAUACAGACAAAAUAUUCUUAUAGGAAUAUGAUAUGCAUAAAUUAGGCUUUUAUUUAGUGUCUGUGUGAAGCUUUACACUUGCUUGUAUUUGUUGCAUUCUUACUGUUUUUCUGGUCUCUAAACUAAUUAUGUUACCAUAUUUAGACUGGACCAAACAGUUUAUAUGCAUAGUCUUCUUUAUAUGCAUAGGCUAGUAUUCUUAGAACUCGCAAGGUUGUUGCUUUGACCAAAUUUAACAAUUCAACUCACCCUUUUCCAUGUAAUAUGUAGACAAUGUACAUGUAGCUUGAGAAAAGUUUGCAUCUGAUCUGAAACUCUCACAAGAUCAUGUUUGUAAAAUAUGAGCUUCAGAAAAAACGUCUGGCUGCUAGUUUUAAAUACAUUUGUACAUGACAUUGUUGUACAAACAACAUUUAGUACUACAUGUACUUUUACUGACCCAAUGUAGAUAGUACUAUCUGGAUGAUACUAGUAUGUACCUUUUUCCUUUACCCAACAAGGUAGGGAAGUAUUGUUUGCUUCUGCUAGGUUAAAAAGUCUUUUCAUACCUGAUACUUGGGUACAUUGUAGCUCUAGAUGUUUAUAAAAAUGCAUUAGUCUUCAUACUAACAUGAACAACAAUCAUGCAUCGAUCCUAGCUGACUAGCUAGUUCAUGACUUUGUGAUAGGACCUUAACAUCAGUAUGGUUAAACAUUGUACUAUGUAGAUACAUCAGUGUGCCUUACUCUAUGCCAUAACAGAUUUACAUACAUGUUGCUCAUCAGAAUCUGUUACGACACACUUCUAUGAAGUGUUGUAUCCAGAUUUUUGUGAUCUAUGCAGAAAUAAUAAACCAUCAGUUCAUUCACAGCAAGGCUUUUAUUGGUGCAUGUAUCAUAUGGAUGUGGUCAACUUACUAUAAGUAUGCCAAAUGUCAACAAACACUUUUAUGGAACGUAUGACAUAAGCUAAUAGUAAUAGAUAUAACUCAAUUUUUGUUUUCUUAGACAGAUUGCAUUAGUUUUGGCUGUACUUAUAUUACGUAUCCUAAGACACGUGUAUUACCACUUUAAGUGACAUGAACUAGAAGGAUAGGGUUGUUAAAGUAGAGACCAAACUGAGUAAUACUAGUAGCUUCCACAAG